AUGAUGUUCUCCAUAUACACGAUGUUCUCCAUAUACAUGACGUUCUCCAUAUACAUGAUGUUCUCCAUCUACACGAUGUUCUCAAUAUACACGAUGUUCUCCAUAUACACGAUGUUCUCCAUAUACACGAUGUUCUCCAUAUACACGAUGUUCUCCAUAUACAUAAUGUUCUCCAUAUACAUGAUGUUCUCCAUAUACAUGAUGUUCUCCAUAUACAUGAUGUUCUCCAUAUACAUGAUGUUCUCCAUAUACACGAUGUUCUCCAUAUACACGAUGUUCUCCAUACACACGAUGUUCUCCAUAUAG
Molecule: messenger RNA, 306 nt
Organism: Candidula unifasciata
Lineage: Eukaryota; Metazoa; Mollusca; Gastropoda; Stylommatophora; Geomitridae
Source: the annotation of a GenBank genome assembly